AUGCCCUCCGACCAGGGCGCCCAGACGGGCAUCAUCCUCACCACGGCGCUCGCCACCUUCGUCACGGGCUGGCUCUUCGGCGUCUUCACCACGCGCGGCUACCUCAUCUCGCCCGGGCUCGCCGAGGAGCGCCGCCGCUUCCACCGCGACCCCGUCGAGAGCGACGAGAGCGACGUCGACGAGGACGACACGUUGCUCGACCACGCGCCAAACUGGGCCAACGGUGUCCAGGCCGACCGCAGGCAGGGGCUGCGCGUCGGUGCCGGUGCUGCUGCGGCCGCGCCAGGCAUCGUGGAUAACGGCGAGGAGUGCAAGCUGGUGCUCGUCGUGCGGACGGACCUGGGCAUGACAAAGGGCAAAAUCGCCGCGCAGUGCUCCCACGCCACCCUCGCCUGCUUCAAGGCCCUCUCGCGCGCCGCCCCCGACUCCCCGCAGCGCAAGGUGCUCUCCCGCUGGGAGAAGCUCGGCCAGGCCAAGAUCGCCGUGCAGGUCAAGGGCCAGGACGAGAUGCUCGAGCUGCGGCGGCGGGCCCGCGCCCUCGGCCUCACCGCAGAGGUGAUCCAGGACGCCGGCCGCACGCAGAUCGAGGCCGGCAGCAUGACUGUCCUGGGCGUCGGCCCCGCGCCCAAGAGCCUCGUCGACCAGGUGACGGGCCACCUGAAGCUGCUUUAA
Molecule: messenger RNA, 672 nt
Organism: Purpureocillium lilacinum
Lineage: Eukaryota; Fungi; Ascomycota; Sordariomycetes; Hypocreales; Ophiocordycipitaceae
Cellular component (GO): cytosol; mitochondrion
Molecular function (GO): peptidyl-tRNA hydrolase activity
Source: RefSeq, a predicted model, not a curated record